CAUCACAGCAGUCAUUCAAUUUCUCCGUCCGGUCUUACGCUCGCUGAAGUCAUCCUCGUAAACAUUUAUCAACUCCUCUGAGCGCCCUUAUCUCAACUCGUACUGCUGUCGCACAAUCGCCCUUGCUCAUUUGCAGAAGACCCGUCCCACAGCCACAUCAUGUUUGGCAAGUUAGUGCACCUAGGGUUCGAUGCUCUCCUCAUUAGCGCUUUCCUCGCUGGUGUAAAGCGCAAUACUGGUUUAACACCCGCCCUGCACCAGGUACCUAACAAGGAUGUACGACAGUUGCUGAGGUCGUAUCUGGAAGCCGGGGAAUACAUCUUUGAUUUCGCAGUGGUUGUCUUCGGGAGGUCCUCCUCUUUUGAACGGAAGUAGGGUCCCAUGGAUACGGAUACGACCACGCAGUACUAUACCAUUUUUACAUGUAAUUCUGUAUUUAUAGACUCUAAAUAUCAUAGU
Messenger RNA from Gloeophyllum trabeum ATCC 11539, 459 nucleotides. Its product is annotated as DUF1748-domain-containing protein. The transcript has 6 exons. NCBI's taxonomy places the organism in Eukaryota, Fungi, Basidiomycota, Agaricomycetes, Gloeophyllales, Gloeophyllaceae. The record is from RefSeq and is a predicted model, not a curated record. Bases 160 to 375 code for a protein of 71 amino acids. Gene Ontology annotation, cellular component: cytoplasm.